AUGGCGAGCCCCAGUCGCAAUAUCCGCACGAAAGAGACCCUAGUCAAACCUGCCGAUAGAAAUGAACACGACGACGAAGGUGGCAGUGUCAGGUCAACGAAGAAUGUACCGCGCGGCCGCUGCGAGAAGCAAGUGACGUUCAAGACACCGGAGGCGCGACCGACCGAGUCCUGCGGCGGGAGGAACCCGCCCCACAGAGCGCGCGGUGGGGAGGGUGGGAUCGGCGGCACGAACGCUAGGUUGCCAAGGAACUGCGGUGUGAGCAGCGGCGCUGGUGACGGUGACGGCCAAAAUCGGGGAGGGAGAAGUUUCUUGCUGAAGAGCGCGCAAGGGGAGAGCCAAAGCCACGCCGCCGGCUAUCGGCUACAGCUGUCGCUUUCCGCGCAGCAGAGGGAAGCAGCCGAACGCGCUGGCAGAGGGCGCGCGUCAACUACGCAGGCUCCAGCGGAAACACUGGGGGGAGCGGAGGAUGUGGUGGAUGUUCCAUGCCAGGCGGACGAUGGCUGCGACAUGUUUCAGCUCGGGAGGAUGCAGAGUGCCGAGAACGACUUCGCGGUGAGGGGGCCGCUGCACCAGCCCAAGCCCGGCGGGAAGGUGUGCGGACCGGUCAGCCGGUACGCCGUGCGGCUCCUGGUCGACAGGAGUCCCCCGCACCGGUGCAGGAUAUUCACAGCGGGCUUCAACUCGAGGAAAUGUUUGACCCUCCCCGAGUCGUCGCCGAAGUGGCUGGAGGACAACGGGGAGUGGGACGCCGUCACACCAUUUGGGAUCCGCAUUCUCAAACCGGAGAUAGGCGAGUGGAGAGAGGUGACCGUGGCGGGCGCAAUUCGCCGGCUGCGCGCGGCUGGCCGCCUAGACACAAUCGGCGACCUCGUUCCCGGCGAAACCAACGAACUCACUUCGGGGACAAUUAUCGACAUCGGCGGCGUACAGAUGUUGUACGAGUCUGCAGAACAAAUGGCAAGACUAGGGGGAGUGCAACCCUCCCAGGUUAUCGAACUCCUGAACGAUCGUAAACCGCAGUGCCCAGUCCAGCUCCAAACGCUGCAGUUCAAGCCGUGGAAACCACCGCCUACAUCAUGGACGUCAUCCGAGACCGGCGGUGCUAGCGGCGAUGCUGCAGUUGCUACGGCCGCCACGACCACUGCUGCUGAUGGCGCGGUUGGCGCGGAAGACGUCGGCGAAAGAAACGAUGCCCAGGGAGACGACGGAGGCACCGAGGGGAAGGCUCUCGUGCCGCACAUCUUCCCGGCAUGUGGACACGUCCAAGGCUACGCAAAGCAGCUCGCUUGGGGCCCAUGUCCAAUGUGCCGAACGCCGGGCCCGCUCGUAGAGAUAAAGUUUGGCUGGUGUUCAGCGAUCGAUCGCGAAGUACCCACGGUCGUGUUCAACCCUUGUGGGCACGCCGCCAGUCUGGAGGUGGCCGAACGAUGGUCCAGGCUGGCGAUGCCAAACAACGCCCCGCCAGAUGCGGUGUACCGCCCCAUCUGCCCCUACUGCGCCAAGCCCCUGCAGUGCAAGGACGGGGAGCGUCCGUACAGCAAGAUGAUUUUUGUGCAAUAA
Messenger RNA from Ectocarpus siliculosus, 1563 nucleotides. Lineage: Eukaryota; Phaeophyceae; Ectocarpales; Ectocarpaceae. The record is from the annotation of a GenBank genome assembly.